AUGAGCGAAUACAAGAAAGCUUUGCAUGUUCUUAUGAAGUCGCCAGUCACUGACGAUAUAGUGAAGUACUUGACCAAUGUUACGCUGAAAGUGCUUCCACAGAGCAACUACCCAUCGCCUCCAAGCUCGCCAUCUAGACACUCCAAGGAGCAUUUGCCAAGCUUGAUGACCUUCAUUACCAGACUGGUCAGAUACACAAACGUUUACACGCCCACAUUGCUGGCUACUGUCUGCUACUUGAACAAGCUGAAGAGAAUCCUGCCAAAGGAUGCUACUGGUCUACCAUCCACCAUCCACCGUCUAUUUCUAGCGUGUCUAAUUCUAAGCUCGAAGUGCCACAACGACUCUUCCCCUAAGAACGUCCAUUGGGCUCGUUACACCGACGGUCUGUUCAGUCUCGAAGACAUCAACCUAAUGGAAAGACAACUGUUACAGUUGCUAAACUGGGACAUCAAUGUCUCCGAGGAUGACUUGAUUCUUGAUCUAAGACCACUGCUGGAACCAAUCAAGGAAGAUUUGCAAAGGUCGUACUUGCAAAGAAAGAGAAUCUACUCAAACAACCAACAAAAGGUAAGCGCAGGCGCAUACCACAGUUACAACUACACUAAGGGCCACAAUUACACGAAUAGCAACAGCUACAACAGUUACAACAGUUACAACAGUUACAACAAGCUCCAGAGCAAAUACGUACCAAAGAGUGAGCUAUACCAUCACAGAAACAUUAGUGUUUCGUCUAACCUAAGUUCAACUUCAACGCUAGUGGAUAGAAACUCACCACCACACAAUUACGUGUACGUAUAA
Nakaseomyces glabratus is the source of this 801-nucleotide messenger RNA. It is a transcript of the gene PCL1, whose product is annotated as Pcl1p. Lineage: Eukaryota; Fungi; Ascomycota; Saccharomycetes; Saccharomycetales; Saccharomycetaceae. Gene Ontology annotation, molecular function: protein kinase binding; cyclin-dependent protein serine/threonine kinase regulator activity. Gene Ontology annotation, biological process: regulation of cyclin-dependent protein serine/threonine kinase activity. The record is from RefSeq and is a predicted model, not a curated record. Gene Ontology annotation, cellular component: cyclin-dependent protein kinase holoenzyme complex; nucleus.